AUGGAGCAAAUCACAGCAUCUCAGACUAUAAUUCCAGACGAUCAGCUAGAGAUAUUAAAUCGGCCUGAAUCUUGGUAUCCAUACGAAAAUAGGCACCAUGUCUCCGGUUACGAUUUCGUCUCCAAAGAUCAACUUGUGCCAAAAUCACAUCCACCGCGUAAAUCAAAUAUUCAAGUUAUUGUGCCCCCCGUUAGAUCUCCAGUCUCUUCCCCCGGCAGUACAGAAGUUUCAUGGCCGUCUAGUCCUGUAAAGUCCCCCUUGAGAGGUAUGAACGCGGUACCACCCGAUAGCAGUUUUCGUUCUGGUAUCCAAUCUCCGCUUGCUGGAAGGUCGAAUAAGAAAGCGAAUUCUGCGGAUGCCCAAGUGAGAAGCAACAAUGGUAGUUUCAACCAACCUAGCCAAGUAUCCGUACAAGGAGUCGAGGGAGAACAUGUAACCCCAUCUACUCAACAGCCCGACGAAACAUAUGAAAAGUACGAGUUUAAGGCCAAACGCGUCACACGCGCAGCAAAUGGAAUCUCGAAAAAGACACCGGUAGAUCCGAAUAAUGUGGAACCCUCAAGAAUGGCAAAAGCCAGUAAGAAACAGAAGUUGGCGGCAGUUCGGAAGCAGCGCCCUCGUCGUGAGUAUCGCUCAGAAGAAGAUGAAAAUUAUCUCUCUUCGGGAGAUGAGAAUAUUAAUGAACUCAUCAACCACCCCAACCUUCCGGUUGGCGUGGUGGACCCAAAUGGACGGACACGGGUCGCGGUGUUUGGUGGUAUUUUAAAGGCUCAGCAGGUGGAUUUGUGGGAACAGAAUGGAAAGCAGCCACAGAAACGCCAGGAUGAAGAUGAGAAUGAGGAUGCACAAAGUGACACUGAUUAUGAUGAUGAUGGCGGCUUUGAUGAUGAAGCCUGGGACAAACAGCUGGGAUCAGAAGAUGAAGAGAACAAGGUAACUGAGGUGCCUACAAAGGAGGUGGUAGGAGCCAUUGUUUCAAAAUCAUUCAGCCCGAGCCCAGAAGCCAAGCAAACAGAAAUCCAACAGCACAACGAACAUAUUGCUCCUGCACAAAAUGCUACACCAGAUAGUCUUUUAGCGGAUCAUCCUAUACUAAGCCAACACCCUAUAACUGACGAACCCCUUCCUUUAUCACAGCACACUGGCAUGCUUCUCUCAGACGGAGAAAACGACAAAAUCCCAGAAUCCUUACCCGGAUCAUCAAUUGAGUUACCCAUGGCCGAACAUUUGGGUGACCAUACAGAUGAAAAUGAGGAAGAGGAUGAGAUUCCUCAGGCUCCGCUAAUGCCGCUAAACCCGGCACUAAACUGUACAGCGAAGGCUCUAGAUAACUUGGACCUGCAAUACCCGCGCUCCGGCAUCCUACAUACGGGACCAGCGGAGACACCCAAACGAAAUGAUGCUUCACAGGUCGCAGAUGGUGCCGGGAUCAUGAUGGAGCCCAAGGGUAACAAGACAAUGACUGUAGGUGACAAUCUUAGCACAGUUCUAGAUUCAGUCGCCCCAGAAGCGAUCAACGUCUCCAAAAGCCAGAAAUAUGACGAAGGUGUUACCCCCGCCCUACCUUCGUCAUCCAUCAACAGCACUCCUCCAUCAAUUCAAGUUGAAGAGACACCGUACAAAAAGGGAGUCGGCAUUUUGGGCAAAGACUUGAGUCCUACAAUUGCAAAAUCAAAGUCACGUAUUGAUUCUGUAUGCGCAAAUGAAGGACUUAAUCUAACGCUUAUACCGGGGACAAACAUGGAAGAACCACAUAUUUCUCAAGAGCUUCGGAGUCCAAUAGUUCAAAGUUCCCCAACUUCUAGGCCUGUAACUAUUCCUGAAAGACAGAUAUCAUCACAAGAUCUUCUCUGGCCCUCCGUAAAACCAAAAGAUCCCAAAAAAGGUUUCCCCGACGACCUUGCUAGAUCUCAAGAGCAACUAAUACGCGAGGCCCAAGAGCACCAAAAGAUCGAGGUGCCUGCUACGUCGGAGGAAAACCAGACUAGAAUAGAAGAUGGCAUUCGGUCACACUCUGCUGCAGCUCGACAAGUUCCCAGGUCCGGCCCGAGGAAGGCGAGAAAAGUUCUCAAAGUGGUUGAUUUCGGGACCCAAGAAAUCCGUGCAGUGGCUAAUACCCGUAGUGUCACGGAUAUGCUUGAAAAACAGAAGAAGGAAUUCAUGGGUUACAAACAGUUUCCCAACAUUGCUGGUAUGACCGGGCGGGAAAAUUCUUCAAUGCACGAACGCCCAGUUGUGAAACCUGAGGUCAAAGCUCCUGAGAACAAUACUUUGUCAAAUCCCGAUGAUCAAAGUCCUGCAACACCAUAUCAUUCGUCUAGACCUAAUGAUGAGGAAAUGGCUUCAGGUAUCGACCAGUUAAAUAUCCGCAAGCGCACUCAAUCAUCACCCUCCAAAAAGGUUAUUGCAGCCAAGAAACCACGUAUUGAUCCAUAUAAAGACAAUUUUGCCCCGACUCUACCUCCUUUUAAAAAGCAGAGAAACUUCAAGGCCCCAGCAAGCCCUCUAACUGAGUCGUCGUCAAAAUCAAGGAUGAAGGUUCCCGGGAAGGGGGACUUGGAGGAAGAGAGAAAAGAGAAAGGGGAUUCCGAGGAAGAGGAUUUUACGAUGGAGGACUACAUGAAGGAAGACUCUGUUAAAAGGGAUUUUGAGGAGAAAGACCUCGAAGAGAGCUUUGAGCUUAGCAACGAUGAUCCUAUGGCCGGCUUCCCAGAUAUCGUUCUCAGCGAUGAUGAUGACGAGCCUAUGGCAAUGGCCCCGGAAAUUAUCGACCUGAUAUCUGACAAUGAAGAAUCGGAGUCACCUGAGCCAUCUCCACCCAAAUCAAAGCCAGAACUUUACGCCGGUCUUCGCGUGCGAGAUAUCUAUGUUCCGGGUUACGAGGAGCUCACCGCGGACCAGAAAAACGACCUUGACAGGAGAAGGAAGGAGUACUUUGGGGUAAAGACUUCCUCCGAGAGAUUGUUCUCGGCGGAGACUCAACGCGCUAUGACAAAGGCCAAUCUCGAGGAAAGGGAAAGCAAAAAGGAGAACAAAGGCUCAGCGGAAAGCCAAGGGAAUGAGUGGUACCGCGAUAAAGAUACGCCGAUGAAGAAGUUCUUUAGGCACUUCCAGGAGCUGGAGAAGUCGAAAAUGAAGAAGGCAGAGUUGAAUAAGCCGGACGAAGAGUAA
This is a messenger RNA of Morchella sextelata, 3171 nucleotides long. RefSeq lists its product as uncharacterized. The record is from RefSeq and is a predicted model, not a curated record. Bases 1 to 3171 code for a protein of 1056 amino acids. NCBI's taxonomy places the organism in Eukaryota, Fungi, Ascomycota, Pezizomycetes, Pezizales, Morchellaceae. The transcript is spliced from 4 exons.